AUGGCUACUACUAGAAAAUUAUGGAAAACUAGAAAAUUUGCUCAGCUCAUUUUUAUUACUACAUUUUCCAUUAUGUUAAUACUUGCAAUUUACAGUAUGAAAGAAAAACAUCAAACAAAGUAUGUUAUAAAGGAAAAAACUGAGGAUUAUUCAGAAUACCGCCAUGGAAAAAACGAAAGAAAAUAUUCAACAUUGAAUUUAGAAACAUCUAAUUAUGUUAAGAUAAUUGGUAUCAAUGAUGAUAUUGAUAAAGUGAGUUUUAAGGAUAGACCUGAAGAGAUCACAGGAGGUUCUUUCAGAGGCUUGAAGAUAGUACAUUUAGAUUUAAAAGGAGCUCCUCCAAAAUCAACUUAUUAUGCUGAUUUCUUUCCUUUUAUAAAAAGACUUGGGGCAUCUGGUGUACUAAUUGAAUAUGAAGAUAUGUUCCCUUAUUCAUCUAUUGAUGCAGCUGCACAUAAUGCUUAUACUAGAGAUGAAAUUGAUAAUAUCAUGAAGUUAGCCAAUGAAAGUUCUCUCGAGGUGAUUCCAUUAAUACAAACAUUUGGCCAUCUGGAGUUUUUGUUAAAAUUAGAGAAAUACAAACAUCUCCGAGAAAACAACAAGUAUCCACAAGCGAUAUGCCCUUCAAAAAAUGAAACUCUUCAUAUCUUAUUUUCUAUAAUUGAUGAAAUACUUGAAGCUCAUAAAAAUAUCAAAUAUAUUCAUAUUGGAUGUGAUGAAGUUUAUCAAAUUGGGCAGUGUAAUGAUUGCAAGGAAAAACUGUAUAAAAAUAACUGGAAUAAUAAGCAUUUAAUGCUCAACCACAUCACAACACUUGCAAAAUACAUUAAUAAAAAAACUGAAGGGAAUGUCAAACCACUUAUUUGGGACGACGAACUAAGAUCGAUCCCUCUAAAUGAAUUACAGCAGUGGGAAAUCGGUAAUUUAGUUGAGCCUGUUAUUUGGAAAUACACAGCAGAUGUUGAGAACUAUCUUGAUGAUGAAUUAUGGCAAAAGUAUAGUGUAAUUUUUAAAGCAGUUUGGUUCGCUUCUGCCUUUAAAGGAGCCAGAUACCCCAAUUCUUAUACAACAUAUAGUAAUUAUUAUUUUGAAAAUCAUAAGUCAUGGAUGAAUUUAUUAUAUAAAUAUUCAGAUAAAAUAUUCUUCCGUGGUGGUAUACUGACUGGAUGGCAAAGAUAUGAUCACUUUGCUGUUCUUUGUGAACUUCUACCUGUAUCAAUACCAUCACUGGCAUUAAAUUUGAUCUAUCUAUCAACAGAUAUUAAGACUUUGAUUGAGCUCUCAGUUAGAACUCAAAGAAUAUGUGGUUGCGAUGCUAACCCAGUAAUGGCUACAGCACCACACGGUACUUGUACGUUCCCCGGUGCUUGCCUCUACAUUGCGGUUACUCGCCUGCCACAAAUAGGUUUCGCUCUCCAAAGGGAAAAAGAUCGUUCUCACUAUAAAGGUUGGAUGUCAAACUAUAACAUGAGAUUUUCAUUUUCGAAUCCAUCUCAUGUUGAAUUCGCUACUAAUAAUUUUUUAAAUAUUUAUGCUGAAUUAAAUGACAUUGAAAAAGACAUCCGUAUGUGUAUGGACAAUAUCUACGACAAUUCAACUGUUGAAGAAUGGGUUUACACCUACGUUAGUCCUAUAAAGGAUGAACUCCGAAUUGCUAUUGACUCAAGAAAUAAAAUUAUAUCGAAGGAAGUUUGGCCAAAAAGACCAUUUUUUUAA
Nezara viridula (southern green stink bug) is the source of this 1716-nucleotide messenger RNA. The record is from the annotation of a GenBank genome assembly. NCBI's taxonomy places the organism in Eukaryota, Metazoa, Arthropoda, Insecta, Hemiptera, Pentatomidae.